Sinocyclocheilus rhinocerous is the source of this 1056-nucleotide messenger RNA. RefSeq lists its product as uncharacterized. The transcript is spliced from 13 exons. Bases 13 to 1056 code for a protein of 347 amino acids. Lineage: Eukaryota; Metazoa; Chordata; Actinopteri; Cypriniformes; Cyprinidae. The record is from RefSeq and is a predicted model, not a curated record.
UGUGUCGCUGACAUGCUGCUGCUCAUCCCCCUCAUCUUUACACUCUUUCUGGAGGUAAAAUCUCAAGGAUUCUCUGAUCAGUUUUGGCUGACAGCAUCUCCAGCAUCAGUUCAGAAAGACUCAAGCACAGUGCAGCUGAGACAUGAUGAACGUGACGCUCAGUCUGAUUUGAAUGAGCGGCCGGAUAUUAAAGUCAUCUAUGAUUCUGAAAAGGGUGAAUUUAGAAUUCUGUGUGAAAUACCAGGAUCAGAUAAUGGUGGUUAUACUUGUUUUCUUUCUCUUGGAGAUGAAUAUCCACAAUUUAAAAAGAUACAAUCUCAUGAACUGUCUGGAAAAACACAGUGUGGUUUUACAGUCUUGGAAUAUGAAUUUUCAAAUAAUCUGAAGUCAGUCGAGAAUAAAGUAGUGAGCUGCAGUUAUUCUCCAAAAAACGCAAUAUCCAAACGAUCAUACAGUGAGAAGUACAGUCUUACAGAUUUUUUUUCUGUGAAAAUUCAGUCACCACCAGAAACAAAGGAAACAUUAUUUUUGAAACAUGGUAACAGUUUCUAUGCAGAUUCAACACCAACUUUCUCUAUAAAUGCUACGACAAUAGAGCCAAAAACAACUCUGGCUACAGAAUCCAGUACUUGUUGUGAGACCACAAUAAACCCUACAACUGAAACUACUCAUCCUUCACAACCGCUCAAUGUCACAUGGAACACGACAGGGGUUCUCAAAGUUUCAACUUCUGGUGAAAAUGCUGUCCAUAGAACACCAAGAACAAAAACAUUGCUCAUCCUGACACUGGCAGCCACAAGCGGAGGGAUUUUCCUGACCGGACUCAUGGGCAUCUGUCUGUGCUGCAUCAGACUGCAACCAAGGAAGAAGAGCCCUGUGAAUACUUCUGUAGCAGCCAUUUCCCAGACCUCAGAUGAUAUUGACGCCAACGAGGAAUGUUCUGAAGAAAAUGGGAUGAAACUGUACCACGUGUACUGCACCAUCCCUGAUGUCGCUGCAGACUCUCAUGUGUUAUACAGUCUGGCACAAAUGCCAAACCAUCCUCUGCCAGUUUAA